Messenger RNA from Chinchilla lanigera (long-tailed chinchilla), 4145 nucleotides. It is a transcript of the gene Add3, whose product is annotated as adducin 3 (gamma). Gene Ontology annotation, molecular function: actin filament binding. Gene Ontology annotation, cellular component: postsynaptic density; cytoskeleton; plasma membrane. The transcript has 15 exons. Gene Ontology annotation, biological process: barbed-end actin filament capping. The record is from RefSeq and is a predicted model, not a curated record. Bases 126 to 2246 code for a protein of 706 amino acids. Lineage: Eukaryota; Metazoa; Chordata; Mammalia; Rodentia; Chinchillidae.
GCUGUUUAAAACAAAGUUCAUUUUUCAAGCAGCAUUGCAUCAGAAUUGCCACAUGAAAACCAGCUUAAGAAACCUACAGCAGCUUUAUUUUUUUUUAGAACAAGGGGAAUACACAAACUUGAAACAUGAGUUCGGAUACCAGCCAAGAAGUGGUUACUACCCCUCCUCCUCCCAGCAUGCCUCACAAAGAGAGAUACUUUGACCGGAUUAAUGAAAAUGAUCCGGAAUACAUUCGGGAGAGAAAUAUGUCUCCUGAUCUACGACAAGACUUCAAUAUGAUGGAGCAGAGGAAACGAGUUACUCAGAUUCUGCAGAGUCCUGCCUUUCGGGAAGACCUGGAAUGUCUUAUUCAAGAACAGAUGAAGAAAGGCCACAACCCAACUGGAUUACUAGCAUUACAACAGAUUGCAGAUUAUAUCAUGACCAAUUCUUUCUCGGGCUUUUCUUCACCUCCUCUGAGUCUUGGCAUGGUCACACCUAUUAAUGACCUUCCUGGUGCAGAUACAUCCUCAUAUGUGAAAGGAGAAAAACUUACUCGUUGUAAACUUGCCAGCCUGUACAGACUUGCAGAUUUAUUUGGAUGGGCACACCUGGCAAACACAUACAUCUCAGUAAGAAUAAGUAAGGAGCAAGACCACAUUAUAAUAAUUCCCAGAGGCCUAUCUUUUUCUGAAGCCACAGCUUCCAAUUUGGUGAAAGUCAAUAUAAUAGGAGAAGUGGUUGACCAGGGAAGUACUAAUUUGAAAAUUGACCAUACAGGAUUCAGUCCCCAUGCUGCAAUCUAUUCAACACGUCCUGAUGUUAAGUGUGUGAUACACAUCCACACCCUUGCCACAGCAGCUGUAUCCUCCAUGAAAUAUGGGAUCCUUCCAAUUUCUCAAGAGUCCCUUAUCCUGGGAGACGUCGCCUACUAUGACUACCAAGGGUCACUUGAUGAACAGGAGGAGAGAAUCCAACUGCAGAAAAUUCUGGGGCCAAGUUGUAAGGUGCUGGUACUCAGGAAUCAUGGAGUGAUAGCACUUGGAGAAACAGUUGAAGAGGCUUUUCAUUAUAUUUUUAAUGUGCAGAUAGCCUGUGAGAUUCAGGUGCAGGCAUUAGCAGGCUCAGGUGGAGUAGACAAUCUACUUGUCCUGGAUCUUCAGAAGUAUAAAGCUUUCACUCACACUGUAGCAGCAGUGGGAGGAGGAGGUGUAAACAUGGGUUCCCAGCAGAAAUGGAAGGUUGGAGAAGUUGAAUUUGAGGGGCUGAUGAGGACUCUGGAUAAUUUGGGCUAUAGAACAGGCUAUGCUUAUAGGCACCCUCUCAUUCGAGAGAAGCCUCGACACAAGAGUGAUGUGGAAAUCCCAGCAACUGUGACUGCUUUUUCCUUUGAAGAUGAUACAGUGCCCCUCUCUCCUCUCAAGUACAUGGCACAGAGGCAGCAGCGUGAGAAAACUCGAUGGCUGAACUCACCCAAUACAUACAUGAAAGUGAAUGUGCCUGAGGAGUCCCGCAAUGGGGAGACGAGCCCCAGGACCAAAAUCACGUGGAUGAAAGCAGAGGAUUCUUCUAAAGUUAGUAGUGGAACGCCUAUCAAAAUUGAAGAUCCCAACCAGUUUGUUCCUUUAAACACAAACCCAAAUGAGGUUCUAGAAAAAAGAAACAAGAUUCGAGAGCAGAACCGGUAUGACUUGAAAACAGCAGGACCACAGUCUCAGUUGCUUGCUGGAAUUGUUGUGGAUAAGCCUCCAUCUACGAUGCAGUUUGAAGAUGAUGAUCUUGGCCCACCGGCUCCUCCUAACCCAUUUAGUCAUCUCACAGAAGGAGAACUGGAAGACUAUAAGAAGACAAUCGAACGGAAACAACAAGGCCUAGAAGAUGCUGAGCAGGAAUUACUCUCAGAUGACGCUUCAUCUGUUUCACAAAUUCAGUCUCAAACUCAGUCACCGCAAAAUGUCCCUGAAAAAUUAGAAGAAAACCAUGAGAUAUUUUCCAAGAGCUUCAUCUCCAUGGACGUGCCCGUCAUGGUAGUAAAUGGCAAGGAUGAUAUGCAUGAUGUUGAAGAUGAGCUUGCUAAUCGAAUGAGUAGAUUGACUACAAGUACGACCAUAGAAAACAUCGAGAUUACCAUUAAGUCUCCAGAAAAAAUUGAAGAAGUCCUGUCACCUGAUGGCUCACCUUCAAAAUCACCAUCCAAGAAAAAGAAGAAAUUCCGCACUCCUUCUUUUCUGAAAAAGAACAAGAAAAAGGAGAAAGUUGAAGCCUAACGUAUUUUUAUAAUUACUACAAUGUGACAUUGCACAUUUAAAUACCACACUUAAAUUGAUCAUUAAUAUACAGUGGUAGAUCAGAUUGGGGGUAUGUAGCAAACUGGACUUUAAGAACUGGAAGAGGUUUUACUAAAAGAAAAAUACGGGAAAAAAACCUUUGAAAUUCAUCUCUUUUUAUAUGUCCAAAAAUGGGUUUAAAUUUUUAAACAGUUGUUUUAAUUAGCUCUGCUGUCAUGAAGUAUUAUUAUAGUUCACCACAAACGUAUCUGUCUGAAUUACUUCAGGACUUCGUAAUAUCUGUUCAAAAGAAACUGCUAAGGAAUAAGUGAGAAUAUUUUAUUUCUCCACACCUGCUUCAGUUAAUAAUCAGAUUAUGAUGUUUUAUUAUGAUUAUUGACUAUCUUUUUGGGUCCCCAUUUUUUCAAUGGGCAUUAAUGGAAUGCUUUAAAAGCUUCUAAGAUAAAAAAUCUAUAGCGUUAGUAUACACUGGCACAUAAUUUUUUAAAAAGUUUUAAGAAAAGAUUUGUUUGGAGUUUUACUCAUAGUAUAAAAUUUCCUCACCUGAAGUAACUUCAUUUGCCAAAAAAAUGACCAUUUUAAUAAACUAUAAUUUUUGAAAACUUUUUUUAUUAGUUUAGAAAGCCCCUUACUUUUCAACAAAGGGGAUUUUGUACACAUAACAUGGGUUAUUUAGUUUAACUCUGGCAAAAACAAUUUUUGUAUGUUGAGAUGUUUGUAUACCAUUCAGUAUAAAAGUCAUAUGCAUAUUAGCCAAUCAUUUAAUGGUAGAGCACAUUUGAGACUGCUUGGUACUAAGUAGACUUAAAUAUAAGUCAGGAAUCCAGGGACUUGGUAUCAGAAGGGGUGAGAGCAUAUUAAAGGUAUAUCUAGAUUCAUAUUUGGAUCUUACAAUGUAUUUGUCUCUUAGUUUCUAAUGAAUGGAGAAAAUCUCAUUUGAGAAUCAGUUCUCAAAUGAGAAGUAAAAGAGUGAAAGAGAAAGUGGAAAACUAAGGGAACAAAAGAUGAGAUGUGAAAAGAAGUUUUGUUGAAUAAGAACUCCUAGUCAUGAUAGACUGUGUAGCGUGAUUUAUUGAAAACAGGUCCCAACUUUCUAAAAUCCUUCUUCUCUGCCCAAAUCAGUACCUUGGUGGAUAUUUGAGUUCUAAAAGUUGUUUAUCUUUAGAGUACAGCACUAGAAGAAAUCAGUAGGUCUAAUCCCUAAGAAAACUACCACUUCUUGAUUUUUACAAUUUUUUUUAAUCUUUUCAGUUAACUUUCUAAUGUAAAUACAAAUUUAACCUAGACCUAACAUAGUUUUCCCCUUUUUCCUAAGUGAUGUCACAAAUCAGUGUAAACUCAAAGAUCCCAGAUGGUCAACAGGUAAAAAUAAUCCCAAGUAUCCUGAAGGGUGAGGCGCAGGCAAGAAGUUCCGCUGAGCACGGGAUGUUCGGGCUGGUUCUGUCCGUCUGUGCGCGCUGCAGCGCUGAAACGCAGCCUGGAAACGGCGCUCUCGGUCUCACUGACUACUGGAAUCAGUGUUCUAAUCUCUCAGUGGAAACUUUCCAUUGCUGACCUGUGUAUUUGAGGAUUAUUUUAUGUUUUACAUCGUUUAUGUUGUAUUACAACGUAUGUAGAAACAGUAACCUGUGAACUAUGCCUUUCCAUAACUUUUUAAAAAUAUCUAUAUCUAAAUGAAUGCAAUGUGCAUAAAUAUUUUUUAAAGCAACCGUAAACUAUUGCACCUUUUGCUAAUGCCUAUAUUUACUUGCUUUGACAUAAUGAAUGAGCCAAUGAACUUCUGUGUCCUGUGGAAAAAUGUAUAAAUGUUAUCUGAUAUUGCUCUUAGGUGUUAUGCUAAUUAAUGUUAAAUCACAAAUAAACAGUAUUUUAAGUAUA